Messenger RNA from Malassezia japonica, 1743 nucleotides. RefSeq names its product lipoyl(octanoyl) transferase. Lineage: Eukaryota; Fungi; Basidiomycota; Malasseziomycetes; Malasseziales; Malasseziaceae. The transcript has a single exon. The record is from RefSeq and is a predicted model, not a curated record. The coding region runs from base 1 to 1743 and encodes 580 amino acids.
AUGCGGGGGCGGCCGCUCGCGCCGAUCCUCGGCGCCAGCGUCCUGCGGCGCAUCGUGCCGACGACGGCACCACGCAGGCCAGACCGCGCGGUGGUGUACACGGUGCUCGCGCUCGCGUACCUUGUCCAGCCCGCGCUGCCGGGGCCCAGCAGGGUCGACCGCGUCCAAGCGCUCCGCGCGCUGAUCCACAGCGCGAUGAACGCCAACGAGGUGGCGCGCGCAGAAGAGGCCAUGCGCGCACUGGCCCAGCUUCCAUUGCAGGGGAUACCCGUCGACCACGCCGGACUCGUCGACGCGCUGCAGUACGGCAUCCGCCGCCUCGCCGUGGCGACCAAGCUGCGGCAGUCGUGCGACGCGCACCCUGCGCUCGCGCUCGCGAGCGUAUACGAUUCGUGCAUAGAGGCAGGCAUUGUGCUUCCUCCCGAGGCGCUGUCGAGCGUCAUUGCAAGCAUGGCACGCUCGCUGCCGCCCGAUGCGCUCCUCGCCGUGCUCGACGCGCUGCAGCUCGACUUUCUUGCGCGCGGCGCGCGCGGCGAGUACAGCGUAGUAUGUGCGUUCAUCGCCGCUUAUGGGCGUGCGUCGCGGCCGGACCGCGGCGAGGCGCUUUUGCUGACGUAUGCCGGCAAAGGACAGGGGUGCCGCGCGCUUGCAUUGCCGCACAAGCGCACGUCGGCGCGUGCCGCCGCAUUUCUCGAGCGCACACGCAUGCGCAAUGCGCCGUCCGACGUUGCGCUUGGCGACUGGGCGGCGCACACUGCGCUGUGGAACGCCUUGAUCCGCGCACGGACCUGCGCCGGGGACCUUGCCGCGGCGAGCGUGUGGCUCGAGCGGUACCGCUUUGUGGCGCAUGCGCCGCGCCAUGUGCUGGGCGGCGUCGUUUCCCCCCAGCGGACCGCGUCGUCGUACCUGACGCUGAUGCAUGCCAUGUCAAGCGCACCGGGCAUCCGUGCGCUCUUUCAGCAGAGCUCGAGCCAGGCGCAGGCCGCGCUGCGCCGCCAAAGCAAGGCGUACGAGUCGCCUUACCGCUCUGCUGCGAUCCACAGUGUGCUGCGCCUCAUGCACCAAGACGGCAUCGUUCCCGGCGUGGCGAUGCUCAACUUUUUGACCUCGUUCGAGGCCGGGCGGGGGCGUGUCGACCAUGCGGCCGCUUUCGCGCUGCAAGCGUUUGCGAUGCCGAGCGGCGACGCGUACCGUGUGCACCGCACGACCUAUGCGCCGCUCUUUACGCUGUAUGCGGCCGCCGCGCAGCGUGCCGAGUCCCCCCACGGUAUAUACGAUGCGAGUCCUCUGCCGAGGUCCGACGCAAGCCUUGCGCCGCUACUCGACACGCUGUCCACGCCCCGCGGCGUGUGGAAGUCAUGCAUGGCGUCGCUCGCGUCGCAGACGCGCGCCGCGCAGCGGUCCUUUCUCGCGGCGCACGGCGUGCCGAUGCUGAACAAUGCGCUGCACGCGAUGCUCAGCGCGCGCGACUAUCCUGCGGCGCUCAGUGUGCUGCGUGCGUACACGACGCUCGGCGUCGAUGCGGACAUGUACACGUACGCGUGUGUGUGGAAUCACCUCCCACCCACGCAUGGCGCGACGCCGUGGGAUGCCGUGUGCCGCGCCGCGAGCGAUGCGGUGCUGGCACAAGUCGAUGCGCUCCGUGCGAGGAAAAGUGUGGCGCCAGCGUGGGCGGCGCAGUUGUGCUCCUCCGCUGCGUGCGGUGCGGACCUCGUUGCGCUUGCAGAGCGCGCGUGUCGAUAG